Molecule: messenger RNA, 309 nt
Organism: Cyclocybe aegerita
Lineage: Eukaryota; Fungi; Basidiomycota; Agaricomycetes; Agaricales; Hemipholiotaceae
Source: the annotation of a GenBank genome assembly
AUGACGCCAUUCAGUGCGCGUGACUGGACGCGUCAAGAGUGUGACAUUGACAAGGGUCGACUUGAAGUUGAUCUCACCACCUUUCUCGCCCAUCUCACCAACAUGGAGAACCCUCACGCUGAACGACAAGCCGUUCUUCUGGAACGAAUCGUAAAGAAUACUUCGAAAUGCACUGAAAUGAUAUUGGAACUUAACCACUGCUUGGAGGAAGUUCUGAGGGCGAAUGCGUCGGUGAAAACUGCGGCGGACCUCACCACUAAAUACCGGAAGAAUGUACAGUAUAACUUGGAGGCGACGAAGGGCAAUUAA